This is a messenger RNA of Solea senegalensis (Senegalese sole), 5080 nucleotides long. RefSeq names its product immunoglobulin superfamily, member 9Ba (gene igsf9ba). Gene Ontology annotation, biological process: cell-cell adhesion. Gene Ontology annotation, molecular function: protein binding. The transcript has 18 exons. The record is from RefSeq and is a predicted model, not a curated record. Bases 373 to 4344 code for a protein of 1323 amino acids. NCBI's taxonomy places the organism in Eukaryota, Metazoa, Chordata, Actinopteri, Pleuronectiformes, Soleidae.
GCAGGGGCGGACCUGUGGCUCUCAGCCGCACACUUGGUUUCACUAUGCGCUCGUAAAAAAAAAAAAAAAAAAGGAAAAAAAGGAAAAAAAAACCGGGCUCCUCCGUCUACUACGAACGCGGCGGUGCAGGUGUCUCUGUCUCUUCGGGAGAGGAGGAUGCGGAUGGAAGGACGCGGGUGGGAAGAAGACGAAGAAGAAGACGAAGAAGGGAUGAGGGGAACCGCCGCCGCGAGGACACAGGGAGACGACAGGAUAUGAGAAGAGCGGGCGAGAGGCAGAGAGCGAGAGCGAGCGCGCGAGGUGCAAGGUCGAAUAUGAGAGAUUGGUCGAACGGGGCACUUUGCGUGGCGCGAGCUGGUCGGUGAUAGUACUAUGAUUUGGUAUGUGGCCACUCUGAUAGCAAGUGUGUUCAGCAGCAGAGGAACCGCCGCUCAAGGUGCCCACGCAGUGAGAGACGAGCCCCGGUUUGUGACGGCGCGCGCCGGAGAGAGCGUGAUCCUGGGGUGUGACGUGUCCCCUCCCCUGGACGGCCAGCAGCCCCCCUAUGUGGUGGAGUGGUUCAAGUUCGGAGUGCCUAUUCCCUUCUUCAUCAACUACCGCUUCUACCCUCCUCAUGUGGAUCCAAAGUACACUGGUCGAGCCUCCCUGCACGGGAAAGCCUCCCUGCAGAUCGACCCGGUGCGCUCCGAGGACCAGGGCUGGUACGAGUGCCGGGUCCUGAUGCUGGAGCAACAGUACGACACCUUCCACAACGGCAGCUGGGUGCACCUCACCGUCAACGCCCCGCCUUCAUUCACAGAAACGCCACCUCAAUAUGUGGAAGUCAAGGAAGGGGGAAGCACUCUACUCAGCUGCUCCGCCCAGGGAAAUCCAAAACCAAUGAUCAGCUGGCUGAGGGAGGGGGAGGAGCUCGUGAACAACGCUAAAUAUUCAGUACACGACGGCAGUCUGAGCAUCCUCGCCAUCACCAGAGACGACAGAGGAGCGUACACGUGCCGAGCCUACAGCGACCAGGGCGAAGUUCUCCACACCACGCGUCUGCUGGUUCAAGGACCUCCAUACAUCGUGUCACCGCCAGAAAAUGCCACCGUCAACAUUUCCCAGAAUGCACUCUUCACCUGCCAAGCGGAGGCGUAUCCUGGCAACCUGACCUACACCUGGUACUGGGAGGAGGACAACGUCUACUUCAAGAAUGACCUGAAGCUGCGAGUGCGCAUCCUCAUCGACGGCACCCUCCUCAUCUACCGGGUCAAACCCGAGGAUGCUGGGAAGUACACCUGCAGCCCGAGCAACAGCCUCGGCAUCUCGCCCUCAGCAUCGGCCUACCUGACUGUUCAGUAUCCUGCCCGGGUGAUCAACAUGCCCCCGAUCAUCUACGUCCCUCGGAAGCUGCCUGGCAUCAUCCGCUGCCCGGUGGACGCCAACCCACCUGUGACAUCAGUGAAGUGGGAGAAAGAUGGCUAUCCUCUGCGGGUCGAGAAGUACCCCGGUUGGAGCCUGAUGCCAGAUGGAAGCAUCCGGGUGGCGGAGGCCACAGAAGACUCCCUGGGCACCUACACCUGUGUGCCUUACAACGCCCUGGGUACCAUGGGCAUGUCCCCCCCUGCCAAUUUGGUGCUAAAGGAUCCCCCUUACUUUAACGUGAGGCCUGGGGGGGAGUAUCGUCAGGAGGCUGGCAGAGAGCUAGUUAUCCCCUGUGCUGCUUCUGGAGACCCUGAUAUACCAUCCAUCACCUGGAGAAAGGUGGGGAAGCCGAGCAGGAGUAAGCACAACAUCCUCCCCAGCGGCAGCUUACAGUUUGUGUCCCUCGGCAAGGAAGACCACGGAGAAUGGGAGUGUGUCGCCACCAAUGUGGUCACUAGCAUCACUGCCAGCACGCGUAUCCUUGUUAUCGGAACCAGCCCACACGCUCCAGGAAAUAUCUAUGUCUUACCCUCAACCACCUCUGCCAACGUGUCCUGGGAACCAGGCUACGACGGCGGCUUCGAGCAGACUUUCUCCGUGUGGUACGGUCCAGUGUCAAAGAGAACAGACUUCGGUCCUCAUGACUGGCACUCCAUGCCGGUCUCUGGUGCUCAGACCUGGUUGCUGGUGCCGGGGCUGGAGCCUGGGACUGAGUACCAAUUCAGUGUGUUGGCGCAGAACAAACUGGGCACCGGUCCGUUCAGUGAAGUUGUGACAGUCAACACUGCAGGUUCUCCUCUCGGUACCCCAGAACCACUGGUGCUUCUUACUCCACCACGGUGCCUCACAGCCAAUCGCACGCAGCACGGUGUCCUACUCACAUGGCUCCCGCCGGCCAACCACUCGUCACCCGUCGACCGCUACAUCAUGGAGUUUCGUCUCGGGGAGAGGUGGGAGGUUCUGGACGACCUGAUCUCGUCCACGGAGACCGAGCUCAUCGCCAAAGACCUCGUUCAGGACUCCUGGUAUGAGUUUCGAGUCAUGGCCGUCAUGGACGACCUGAUCAGUGAGAGCAGCAACGUGGUGGGCGUGUCCAGCACUGAUCCCUUCCCUCCUGCUGAGUUACCUGAAGAAGGCCUGGCUCGGCCCGUGGUGGCCGGCGUCGUGGCGACCAUCUGCUUCCUGGCAGCGGCAGUUUUGUUCAGCACUCUGGCGGCGUGCUUCGUCAAUAAACAACACCGGCGCAAACUCAAACGUAAACCAGAUCCUCCCUUGUCGGUGACACACUUCAGGAAAAGCAUCGAGUCUCCGUUAUCAUCUGGGAAGAUAAGUCCAGAGAGCUCCCCUCCAUCUCGUCCUCGCUCUCUUUCUUCGGAGGGUUCCCAUGGACCAGGCCUUUAUGUCAGGAAGCUGCCCAGCCCUCAGAGUGAAAAAGACAAAGAGCUCUCCUUCUACAAGAAAACCAAGCGUGCCAUAGCCAGCAAGAAAUACAGCGUUUCUAAGCACGAAGCAGAGGUCACCACACCUAUCGAGCUGAUAAGCCGUGGCCCUGACGGCCGCUUUGUGGUUGAUACCAGCCCGCCACCGCGCCGCAUCCAGGGCUUCCCCUUCGCAGAGGAGUCUGACAUGUACCCCGAGUUCCGGCAGUCUGACGAGGAGAACGAUUUUGACCCAGGGCCGCUGCCACCCAUCAUGCCCACGCUGCGGCCCCAGCUCUCUCCAACAUCCUCCAGCCUGGAGUCAACACAGCCCCCCACCUACAGCCCCCGCCUUCACAGGGCCAUGGAAGGUAUGAGCUUUGCAGACAGCAGUGCUCUUCACGCCUCGGGGCAGGCCCCGGCCUCCCGCUACAGGGGCUUCCCCCAGGGCCCGUUCUAUGGGUAUCUAGGCAGCCGUGCUGAAUCAGGGAUUCCACCACCAUUCUAUAUGCCUGACAUCAGCCCACGUAGCUCCGCUCUGUCCUCCCCCCCAGGCACCGCCGAGGGCCCCUUCGGUUACCCGUCAAUCCCAGAAGAGAGCGGGGAGCUGGAGCACCAUCAGUACACUGCCUCUGGCCACUCUCUGUCUCACACUCACAGCCCUCCGUCGCACUCGCCAGACAGCUGGCAGCCUCACGAGCUGCCCUUCCUGGGUCUGGAGGGUCCACGCUUCAUAUACCCACCUCAUCAUCCUUUACAUCACCCCCAGGAUCUCCCUGACCCUCCCCCUUACCCUCCUCACUCUCUUCCUCCUAGUCGCCUGCACCUCCCUUCCCUGAAGGAUCCAACAAGCCCUGGACUCCUGCAGCUGGAGGUUCCUGUGGCUCCCCCCGGCAGAGACAGGCCCCCAGGGCCUCCGGUUAGGCGUUUAGCUAUGCAACAGGCCCAAAGUCUCGGCCAGCUCAGACACACGUCCCACGGUGUGGGUGUACCAGUGUUGCCUUACCCCGACCCGGCAGCCCGUGCAGGGAGCCCAAGCACAGCCCCCAGUAGUAGUCCUCAGUCCUGGCUCAGCCCGAGGGCGGGGCGCCGGGCAGACCCCAGCCUCCCGCCGCUCGUCCUCCAGCCCUCUCGCCUCUCUCCGCUCUCCCAGAGCCCGCUUAGCACCCAGCCAGGUUCUCCAGACAUUCUGGUGCGGCCUCCUCCGCGCCCCAGCAUCCUCCGCACCUCUCGGUCUCUGGAGAUGCCUGAGAUCGGCCGGCAGCCCUCGGCCACUGUCAGUUUCUCGCGCAGGUCAUCCCUGAGCGCCUCCCCCACUCAGAGCCAGGGCGGCAUGCAGCCCAGCCCCAGUUAUCGUGCCCACUUGUCAUACGCCUCCACCGCAGCCAGUUACCCCUCCCAGUCCCCCUCACCCCCUUCAGAGGGCAGGGAUGUUUUCGGGCAGAGGCCAUCCCAGAGAAGGACAGAGGAGGAGAUGCUGCCCUCAGAGCCCCCACAGCUCCAGAUCUCAGCCUCAGGGUAGGUGCUCUAACUCCAGCUGUGAAUAGUCACACAUUUACUUAAAGAGGAGACUCGUCUCCACAUCUGCUCUUUAGUCCAGACUUCCUCCACAGUUUUAAAUUCUACCCAUUUGAAGAAAAGUUGGGACACUUUCAAUAGAACCUAAAAUGUGUUAUUUUGGUAAGAGGUUUGAACUUUUAUUUUACAGACAAAAGGGUGGACAUUGAUGUCUGCAACACACUCAGAAAAAGUUGGGAAACUACAGAGGAAACUUCACCACUGGGUCACCGCACCAUUUCUUUAAAUUACAAUCAUUUGGGAGUGAUUCUCCUCUUCAUGAUGUGCUUUACGCGAGUCAGUUCUGGACUUCAGGCGGACUAGUCAAAGCCACACAUUCCAUGUCUAUGAAGCCACAUGGAGUUCCUGGUCUUGACAGGAGCAUAAUGUGUCUCCAGUAUUGAAAUAUCGUACGGUAUAAAUAUGGUACCUUCAUAGAUCACCCAUGCCGUGAGCACUGAUGCUCCUCCAUACCCACCACACACACUGGUCUGGAUGGUCUUUGGCAAGUAGAACCCGACGUGUUUCUACUGAGUUCAGGUCCUGAGAACUCAGUUUCUAAAAUCCAGUGAUGGAUUGUCUUAAAGGAAUACUUCACCGAUUUGCAUUUAGCUUUGUAUUACUAGAAUAGGGGUAGUAUUUUUUGAAAGAUUUUGCUUCCCACCCACAGUUUUCACUGAGUCUAGAAAUAUCUUCAUUCU